Suncus etruscus (white-toothed pygmy shrew) is the source of this 2082-nucleotide messenger RNA. RefSeq names its product MAGUK p55 scaffold protein 3 (gene MPP3). Gene Ontology annotation, cellular component: cell-cell junction; plasma membrane. Gene Ontology annotation, molecular function: protein binding. The transcript is spliced from 19 exons. Bases 54 to 1811 code for a protein of 585 amino acids. The record is from RefSeq and is a predicted model, not a curated record. Lineage: Eukaryota; Metazoa; Chordata; Mammalia; Eulipotyphla; Soricidae.
GUCCCGGCGCGCGCAGCAUCCACAGGCAGAGCUGGGGACUCUGACCGGCAGACAUGCCGGUGCUGUCUGAGGAUUCUGGACUCCAUGAGACUCUGGCGUUGCUGACCUCUCAGCUGAGACCAGACUCCAACCACAAGGAAGAGAUGGGCUUCCUGCGGGACGUUUUCAGCGAGAAAAGCCUCAGUUACUUGAUGAAGAUUCAUGAGAAGCUUCGUUACUAUGAGCAGCAGAGUCCCACCCCAGUUCUACACAGCGCUGUGGCCCUGGCAGAGGAUGUGAUGGAGGAGCUGCAGGCCACCUCAGUUCGCAAUGAAGAGCGGGAGCUGCUCCAGUUGUUGUCCACCCCGCACCUCAGGGCUAUGCUCGUGGUGCACGACACAGUGGCCCAAAAGAACUUUGACCCUGUUCUCCCGCCUCUGCCUGAUAAUCUUGAGGAAGAUUUUGAGGAAGAGUCUGUGAAGAUUGUCCGUCUGGUGAAGAACAAAGAACCCCUGGGUGCCACCAUCCGACGGGAUGAACACUCUGGGGCUGUGGUGGUGGCCAGGAUCAUGCGAGGGGGUGCAGCAGAUCGGAGUGGCCUGGUUCAUGUGGGAGAUGAACUCCGAGAAGUGAAUGGGAUCGCCGUCCUGCACAAGAGGCCUGAUGAGAUCAGCCAGAUUCUGGCACAGUCCCAGGGAUCCAUCACUUUGAAAAUCAUCCCAGCCACCCAGGAGGAGGACCGUUUAAAGGAGAGCAAGGUGUUCAUGCGAGCCCUGUUCCACUACAACCCUCGUGAGGACCGGGCCAUCCCCUGCCAAGAGGCGGGUCUGCCCUUCCAGUGCAGGCAAGUUCUGGAGGUGGUGAGCCAGGACGACCCCACGUGGUGGCAGGCCAAACGAGUGGGGGACACCAACCUUCGAGCCGGCCUCAUCCCCUCCAAGCAGUUCCAGGAAAGGCGGCUGAGCUACCGGAAAGCCACAGGCACCCUGCCCAGUCCCCAGAGUCUCAAGAAGCCACCUUACGAUCAGCCUUGUGACAAAGAAACCUGUGACUGUGAGGGCUACUUCAGAGGCCACUAUGUGGCUGGGCUUCGGAGGAGCUUCCGGCUGGGCCGCAGAGAGAGAUUGGGAAGCUCACAGGAGGGAAAGACCCCCACAGCCCCUGAGUCUCCUGAGCUGCUGACCUAUGAGGAGGUGACCAGAUACCAGCAGCGGCCUGGCGAGCGGCCCCGCCUGGUGGUUCUGAUUGGGUCGCUGGGAGCCCGGCUGCACGAGCUGAAGCAGAAGGUGGUGGCAGAGAACCCACAGCACUUCGGUGUGGCUGUUCCGCAUACCACCAGGCCCCGAAAGAGCCAUGAGAAGGAGGGGGUGGAGUACCACUUUGUCUCUAAGCAAGCAUUUGAGGCUGACUUACAGCACAACAGGUUCCUGGAACACGGAGAAUAUAAGGACAACCUCUAUGGGACCAGCCUGGAGGCUAUUCGGGGGGUGAUGGCCAGAAACAAAGUUUGUUUGGUGGACGUGGAGCCAGAUGCCCUGAAACAAUUGAGAACCUCAGAGUUCAAACCCUACGUUAUAUUUGUCAAGCCCGCCAUGCCAGAGAAAAGGAAGACUCCACCCAUGUCCCCAGCUGGUGAGGACUCAGCAUCCCCACUGGAUGAGGAGCAGCAAGAGAUGGUCGUCUCGGCCACCUUCAUAGAGCAGCAAUACGGGCACCUGGUAGACGCUGUGCUGGUGAAGGACGACCUGCAGGGAGCACACAGCCAACUCCGAGCCCUCUUAGAGAGGCUAAGCAAGGACACUCACUGGGUCCCCGUGAGCUGGGUCAGGUGACUCUUAUUUGGGACCACCGAGGCUGGAAGAGCCUGAAGACCAUCUCUUCAAUCCCCCCCCCCAAGUUACCAUCCAGGAACCUCAAGUAUAGAGAGGGGCAGAAUGUUGCAUCGAGUCUAUCAUCGAGAAGCAUCGAAAGUGGGAUGUCUUGUGUGUCGAUUUUGUCUAUUGCUUUUCACUAGUCCCUUUGGAGCAGUAAACAUGAGUGAAAAGGCGACGUGUCCCAGAGUAACAUUUCAUUCAUUAAAGUUUCACAGGCUGAUGAUCCUGA